Nicotiana tabacum (common tobacco) is the source of this 1885-nucleotide messenger RNA. Its product is annotated as scarecrow-like transcription factor PAT1. Lineage: Eukaryota; Viridiplantae; Streptophyta; Magnoliopsida; Solanales; Solanaceae. The record is from RefSeq and is a predicted model, not a curated record.
CUUCUUCCCCUGUCUCUCUCUUUUUGCAUAAAUACUGUUCUUUGUAGUAAUAAAGAAACAAAGGAAUUAAAAAACAAAACAAAACUCGGGACUCUUCAGUUUAAGGUUGUUGUGUUCCGACACUAGAGAUCGUCCCUUCCUUUUUCAACUUUUGAAACGCUGCUCGGCUCAAAAGCUCUCCUCUGUGGAAGCCAUGAAAACCUUGUCACAUGAAUAAUCCUUGAUAUGCCGUCUACAUUAAUUUUCGUGGUGUUCCAAUAACCGUGCACUCUGAAGAGCUAGAUACCAGACUGCGUAGUCGUAUAUAGACGAGGCAGAAACAAUCUUUCCAAUGCAAGCAUCACGACGACUCAGAAGAUCAUCCAUGUCAAAUACUCUUUACUAUCAACCUGUGCAGAAGGCAGAGGCUUACUGUCUGCCUCAGUUUCAAACUUUAGACAACCAUUUGAGCUACAUUAAUGGCAGCCAUGGAGUUUAUCACUCACCGUCAACUGCUAGUUUCUCAUCAAACGGAAGCUCCAUUUGCCAUCAAGAAUCUCAGCCAUACCUAUCAGAUGUUUGCCAAUCCUCUGAGAUGACUAACUACGGCUCCCCCAGUAGUGGAUCUUGCAUUACAGAUGGUGUAAAUGAUUUCAUGCACAAGUUAAAGGAAUUGGAAUCGGUGAUGCUGGGACCUGAUUCAGACUUUCUGGAGAGUUACGAUAAUUCCUUGCCGAGCAGUAUAGCCUCCACAGAAAUUAAUAGCUGGAGGCAAAUGAUGGAGGCCAUACCUAGACGGGAUUUGAAACAUGUCCUUAUUGCCUGCGCAAAAGCAGUGUCUGAUGGUGAUUUGCUAACAGCACAAGUGUUAAUAGCUGAGUUGCGUCAAAUGGUGUCAGUGUCGGGGGAACCAAUUCAGAGACUGGGAGCAUACAUCUUGGAAGGUCUUGUGGCGAGGUUGGCUGCAUCAGGGAGUUCCAUAUGCAAGUCCUUGAGAUGCAAAGAACCAGCAAGUUUUGAACUGUUAUCUUAUAUGCACAUGCUUUAUGAGAUUUGCCCUUAUUUCAAAUUCGGAUACAUGUCAGCUAAUGGCGCCAUUGCAGAAGCAAUGAAGGAUGAAAAUAGAGUUCAUAUUAUUGAUUUCCAGAUCGCUCAAGGGAGCCAGUGGGUGACUCUAAUCCAAGCUUUUGCAGCUCGGCCUGGUGGACCCCCACAUAUACGUGUAACAGGCAUCGACGAUUCCACCUCAGCUUACGCUCGUGGAGGAGGGCUUAAUAUUGUGGGGCAGAGGCUGUCUAAACUCGCUAAGGCUUUCAAGGUGCCUUUCGAGUUUCAUGCUGCUGCCAUUUCUGGUUCUGAUGUUCAAGUUGAAAACCUUGGAAUUCAACCUGGCGAAGCACUGGCGGUAAAUUUUGCUUUUACAUUACAUCACAUGCCAGAUGAAAGCGUGAGCACUGAAAAUCAUCGGGAUAGACUAUUACGGAUGGUCAAAAACCUGAACCCCAAGGUGGUUACACUUGUUGAGCAAGAAUCUAAUACAAACACUGCUGCAUUCUUCCCUCGAUUCCUUGAAACCUUGGAUUAUUAUACAGCCAUGUUCGAGUCAAUCGAUAUGACUCUACCAAGGGGACACAAGGAGCGCAUAAACGUUGAGCAGCAUUGUUUAGCGAGGGACGUUGUUAACAUUAUAGCAUGUGAGGGGAUUGAAAGAGUAGAGCGGCAUGAACUUCUUGGUAAGUGGAAGUCGCGGUUUAGAAUGGCUGGUUUUAGUCCAUAUCCGUUGAGUUCGUUGGUGAAUGCUACAAUAAAGAGAUUGCUAGAAAGCUAUUCUGAUAAAUAUAGGCUUGAAGAAAGAGAUGGGGCUCUUUAUCUUGGUUGGAUGAAUAGAGAUUUGGUUGCUUNAUAG